Molecule: messenger RNA, 1329 nt
Organism: Lentinula edodes (shiitake mushroom)
Lineage: Eukaryota; Fungi; Basidiomycota; Agaricomycetes; Agaricales; Omphalotaceae
Product: transcription initiation factor IID, 18kD subunit-domain-containing protein
Exons: 6
Coding region: 155-1210 (351 amino acids)
Biological process (GO): transcription by RNA polymerase II
Cellular component (GO): SAGA complex
Molecular function (GO): protein heterodimerization activity; transcription coregulator activity
Source: RefSeq, a predicted model, not a curated record
CGGCUAUGAUGCCGGAACUGAUCUGGGAGCGUACCGUUCCGGCUUUCCAUAGUACAUCUGUGAUAAACAAUUGUUCUUAUCUCACAGCACCACCUUUUACAGCUUGACCGAAACCUCUCGAAAUCUCUCGAAAUCUCACCGUCGGUAAAUUGCUAUGGCUUCUUCCAAAAAGCCUGCGGAGGCCAUGAGUGUCACGAAGGACUACAAGUACACCCAGGAAAUUUCCCAAAUGAUGUUCGUAUUCGGAGAAGUACAAGAUCCUCUCUCUGAGACUGUGAAUCUCGUCGAAGAUAUUGUACGAAGUCAGCUUGUCGAGUUGAUUAUUCAGGCCAGAGGUUUAGCAAUCCGCCGCGGGGCACGAUACCUCUCCGCUGAAGACCUCAUAUUCCUCAUACGCCAUGAUAGAGGCAAGGUCAACCGUCUCCGCACCUAUCUUUCGUGGAAAGACGUGAGAAAGCACGCAAAGGACUCUGAUAAUGCAGCCGGUGGAGGUGGAGUAGAAGAAGCUAUUGAGGAUGGUGCUGAUGAUAAGCUAGCAGCGAAAGCGCAAAAGAUAACAAUCAAGCUACCUUGGGAAAUCACUACGCUUUAUUCUGAAGUUUUAAGGCAGAGUGGACGUGAGGAUGAGGAUGAAGAGGACGAAGAUGAUAUCGAAGCUCACGAGGCUUCAAUCCAGCGUUUGAAGGAAGCGGACGAUGCUACUCGACAGAUGACCAGAGAAGAGUACCAACAUUAUGCAGAUUGUCGGCAGGCUACGUUUACAUAUCGCAAAGCCAAACGUUUCCGUGAAUUCCUUAAUCUCCCUUCGCAUCUCGAUCUUCGCUCAAACGAUGACACUGUUGACAUUGUCGGUUUCCUCGCUUUCGAGAUGGUUCGUUCCCUGACUCUUGCCGGGCUCACGGUGAAAAAGUCCUUGGAAGAAGCCUAUCACAGAGACGAUUAUUCCUCCCCUGUGCUCGGAAAGCGCAAAGCCAAUGGUGUUGGAGGGUCAGCGGAAAAGAGACGUCGUGAGGAUUCGCCAGAUAGGGAUGAGUAUACACUGCCAGUGAACUCUCUGUUUCUUCCGCCACCUGAAGCGCGGACAGCACUAGGGCCUGAGCAUAUCCAGGAUGCAUUUUCGAGGAUGCAAGGUGAUUGGUCUCAUCGACGGUCUGCAGGAAUGCAUAAUUGGCGAGGAGGACUUGUUCGGACGAGAGUCUCAUUGAUCUAGGUUCAACGUUCAGUUUCCUAUGAUGUAUACCAUGUCAUGUAUGCUUAGAGUGUAUAUAUAGUAUGUGUCUUUGUAUUUUUCUGGUAUCUGCAAAUAUCAAUAAGUCAACAAGUAACUUU